AUGGGCAGUGUGGAGGAUUCAGCAUUGUCCAUGAUGAAGAAGCUGUUUGAGAGCUUAUGGAAACUGGUGGAGCAGAUCCUCUCAGAGUUCCAGCUACAGGAUGAAGAUCUGAAGAAGGUGAUGCGUCGGAUGCAAAAGGAAAUGGACCGGGGGCUCAAGCUGGAGACACACGAGGAAGCCUCAGUGAAGAUGCUGCCCACCUAUGUGUGCUCUACCCCCGAAGGCUCAGAGGUUGGAGAUUUCCUAUCUCUGGAUCUUGGGGGUACCAAUUUCCGAGUGAUGCUGGUGAAAGUUGGUGAAGGUGAAGAAAGACAAUGGAAAGUGAAGACAAAGCAUCAAACAUAUUCCAUCCCAGAGGAUGCCAUGACAGGAACAGCUGAAAUGCUCUUUGAUUACAUCUCAGAAUGCAUCUCUGACUUCCUUGACAAACAUCAGAUGAAGCACAAGAAGCUACCUUUGGGCUUCACAUUUUCCUUCCCUGUUCGCCAUGAAGACAUCGAUAAGGGGAUCUUGCUGAAUUGGACCAAAGGCUUCAAAGCAUCAGGAGCUGAAGGGAACAAUGUAGUGGGUCUUCUGAGGGAUGCUAUCAAAAGGAGAGGGGACUUUGAGAUGGAUGUGGUUGCAAUGGUCAAUGACACAGUGGCAACCAUGAUUUCCUGUUACUAUGAGGACCACCGAUGUGAAGUCGGCAUGAUAGUCGGCACAGGCUGCAAUGCUUGCUACAUGGAGGAGAUGCAGAAUGUGGAGCUGGUGGAAGGGGAUGAAGGUCGGAUGUGUGUAAAUACUGAAUGGGGAGCCUUUGGGGCAUCAGGAGAACUGGACGAGUUCCUCCUGGAAUAUGAUCGUGUGGUGGAUGAGACCUCGCUUAACCCCGGUCAGCAGCUGUAUGAGAAGAUCAUAGGAGGGAAGUACAUGGGGGAGAUUGUACGACUCGUGCUGUUGAAACUUGUCAAUGAGAACUUACUCUUCAAUGGAGAAGCUUCAGAGAAAUUGAAAACCAGAGGAUCUUUUGAGACGCGUUUCAUCUCACAGAUUGAAAGCGACCCCGGUGACCAUAAGCAGAUUUACAACAUCCUGACAUCUUUUGGGCUCUUGCCCUCAGUAACAGACUGUGAUAUUGUCCGCAUGGCCUGUGAGAGUGUUUCCACACGAGCUGCACAGAUGUGCUCCGCGGGGCUGGCCGGCGUCAUCAACCGCAUGAGGGACAGCAGGAGUGAGGAGACACUGAAGAUCACUGUGGGUGUCGAUGGCUCCGUCUACAAGCUGCAUCCCAGUUUCAAAGAUCGGUUUCACACAACAGUCAGGCAACUCACACCGGGCUGUGACAUCACUUUCCUACAGUCGGAGGAAGGCAGCGGCAGAGGGGCAGCUCUGAUCUCAGCAGUCGCGUGCAAAAUGGCCUGCAUGAUCGGCCAGUGA
Molecule: messenger RNA, 1419 nt
Organism: Varanus komodoensis (Komodo dragon)
Lineage: Eukaryota; Metazoa; Chordata; Lepidosauria; Squamata; Varanidae
Gene: GCK
Product: glucokinase
Exons: 10
Coding region: 1-1419 (472 amino acids)
Biological process (GO): glycolytic process; regulation of insulin secretion; glucose 6-phosphate metabolic process
Cellular component (GO): cytosol; mitochondrion
Molecular function (GO): D-glucose binding; glucokinase activity; fructokinase activity
Source: RefSeq, a predicted model, not a curated record